CCCCCCCACACCAAUUAUCUUCUUCUUCUUCUUCCCCAUUGGAUAUUGAAACAGUUGAGAGAGAGAGAACCCAUUUGAGCUAAAAGUUGUAAACAGUAGCACUAACAUUACACACUUGACACCCACCCAACUUAUAUUUUUACUAUUAUUAUUUGUGGUUGAAAAUAUAAACAAGGCUUAGACAAAAAAGAUAAAAUUCUGCACUCAGAAAAAGGGUUUCAAUUUUUUAUUCACUGAGUCUGCUGCAUUCAGUGAUGGGUUAACUUAUUCAACUAUCAGUUUGCCAAAAGUUGAGAUUUUAAAAGGAAGGUUUUGGGAACAAUCGCGUCGUGGGACGGAUUGAUUAACCUAAUUUCCCCUAUUCUGUAGUUGACUUAUAUUGUCCAAUUUUGUGUACCGGAAACACUUUUUAGGGUUUUAUUUAUUUGGGGGUUUUGGAGCUAUGAUCGGAUGUUUUAUUCUGUUAGAAUGUUAUUGUACGCAAUAGUAGAUUCUGAGUGGAUUUAGGAGUUAGGUACAGGUGUAUAUGUAUGGGAAUGGCUGCAGAGUCUUCUAAUACAGGGUUUCAUCACCAAGCUUUAUCGUUUCAAUCGGGUGCAAUAGGAAGCUCAUCGUCUGAUAUGAUGUUGAUGGGCAAUUACUACAGUAACCUUGGAAUGAAUUUCAAUGUAAAUAAUAAUGGCGGAGGAGGAGGAGGAGGAGGAGGAGGGAUGUUGUUUUCUGGGAAUCCAAGUGCGAUGACAAACAGUGGCCGGAGUAGCAACAAUAAUUCAGUAAUGAGUCAGUCUGGAGGUUGUUCGAGUUCUUUUCUUAUUGAUUCAGUGCCGGGGCUCAAGCAUGACACCGGGCUGGCGGUAGAGUGGACCCUCGAGGAACAGUACAAACUGGAUGAAGGACUUAUCAAGUUUGCGAAUGAACCCAGUAUAAUGAAGUAUAUUAAGAUUGCAGCUGCACUCCGUGACAAAACUGUACGUGAUGUUGCAUUAAGAUGUAGGUGGAUGACGAGAAAGCGCAGAAAACAGGAAGACUAUAGUUUGGGGAAGAAAGGGAAAGACAGGAAGGAUAAAUCAGCAGAAGCAUCCAUGAAAACUGGUACAUCCUCAGCUUCGCCAUUGAGCUUCAUUCCAUAUUCACUCUCCUCAAAUCAUCGUAACCAUGGUGAAAAUAUCCCUUCUGCAGCAUUACUUGGAACGAGACAUCUACUGGAAGAAAACAAUCAGGCUCUCAAUCAGAUUUCGGCCAACCUUUCAGCAGUCAAGUUGCAGGACAACAUUGAUCUCUUCAUCCGAACAAGAAAUAAUAUAACGGCAGUUUUAAACGACAUGAGAAAUAUGCCAGGGAUUAUGAGCCAAAUGCCACCCCUCCCAGUUUUGUUGAAUGAGGAACUUGCUAGUAGUGUUUUGCCUAGUAUGACUCAGCCGAUGAUGUUUGGCUCCACAAGUGGAAUCCAGCUGAAACAAGAGCCAGGCUGCUGAUGCAGAACGCUUGGUGUUAAAUUUGGAUUACUAGCUUGUGUAAGUACACCAAAUUUUUUGCUGUAAAUGCAUAAAAAGCUGGCAGGUCUUUGCAGCUUGGGUAUACGACUGGGUUCCACGGGAAGAACAUUUAUCAGAACCCGUUUUUGGAAGCUGAACAUCUGAACACGAGCACCAGGAAAUAGCAGCCUCAUGUUAUUGCAUAUCAGGGGGAAAACUGUUAUCUUGAUACUGCACUUACAAGCUUUUUUCUUCUUGUUUCAGCCUUCUGUGUGUAAAUUUAGGGGAUAAAUCGAUCUUCAAAGUCAAUUCCGUGGUGCUUGAUUAACUAUUAGCUUUAUAAUGCCGUCGCGAUUCUCAUGUUGUGUUGAGUUUGUUCCACUUUAGGUGUAUAUUUCGUAGGGCAAAUAAUACUUGAUUUCCUACUGAAUACCCUGUCUUGAUUUGGUGUGAGUAUUAAGAAGAGAAAGGAAGUGUAAGAAGAGAAAAACACUGAAGCUAUUUCUUUGCUGUUCUCAUGUCA
Molecule: messenger RNA, 1998 nt
Organism: Nicotiana attenuata
Lineage: Eukaryota; Viridiplantae; Streptophyta; Magnoliopsida; Solanales; Solanaceae
Exons: 9
Coding region: 531-1475 (314 amino acids)
Source: RefSeq, a predicted model, not a curated record